UCAAAAUUGAAAACAGCUGCAGUUGAAUGAAAAUUGCAUUAUGAAUAAGAUAGAUACAUUUUGCUGAAUUGCUCUAGAUUCAUCUAUUUUCUGUCUCUGUUUCUACUUUCUGCUAUAUUUUUCAAUGGAGAUAGUAUAGAAGCAGAAGCAAGUCGUAAGUCGUUACUCGUGAAUCGUAGAAUGUAAAGAAGUUGUGGUUUUAUAACUUCAAAACGUCGGAAUAAGUCUUCAAUCUUGCACUUUCCUUCAAAUGCUAGAGUUGUAGGAAUUUCGAAGUCUGGACGGAAAAUUGGGAUGUGUUUUUAUUGCUAUAUAUGUGUUACUUUUCAAUACCGCAGACGGAUGUGUGAUGAAUAUUUCCACAGGCUUAUCAGCGAAUAUGUUCGAAAACCAAUCAUCGAAUACCCAAAUAUGAAUUUAAUAUCGCUGGGUACGUUGAAUCUGCAACGUUUCUCUAUGAUCAGAAUUGCCAUCACCAUAUGGACGCAAAAGAAAUGGAACGAUAAUAUAACCGAACUGUUCUUGAGUUGCCGUAAGAAAAAUAGUAUCGUAGAAUGGGAACGUGCCUGGAUGAAAGUCACCGAAUUAGCGUUUGUCGACCUGAGUAAAAUGAACUUACCUUCGACGUUGCUCGAUCAUGUCGAAUUUAUCGUCGAAAUGGUAGGUCACGAGUUACUUUUAUUUCUGAAGUACUUCAAAGAUUGUUAUUCGUACGAUGGCUGUCGUAAGGAUUACAUUCGAGUCGAAGAAAUCAGCUGGACAUCUUUCGGUACCAUUGAUAAAAUAAAAACACAUCGUAAUUUUUCGUACAGAUGUGCUACUGCGCACAUUAGAUUAGCGUGCCCGCUAUGCAUAGAAAGCACCAUAAUUCGAGUAUGGAUACGGAUUAUGAAUAAUAGAAGAAUGACUAGUUUUACUCAAAAGUAUUUCUCAUAUUUAACCAUGGCAGCUGAUCCGUACCAACUGUUUAUAUUUUGCGGCCAUCUUUUCAAAUAUUCCAUUAAUAAAUUUCAAUUCAUCGACGAUCCUACCAAUGUCAUCGCUAGAGGAAGAGGUGAAACGCAAAAAUUAUUAUUAUACCAUGCUCAGCAAGGUAAUUACGAGGGAUUCGUGUAUUUUUGGAAAAAACUCAAGAAGGAAGAAUGCAUCGGUGUAUUACCUCUCUUGAUGCAAAUUUUCAACUAUCCGGCAUUUUCUAUAACAAAAUAUCCUUCGUUUUCUGAGAUGAUUUUAUUCAUAAUGAACAAAGUUGACGGCCCGGCGCGAAAGGAAUUGACUCGCAGAUGCGGUUUCGUAUUAUUGAAUGGAUUAUUGGAGAAAUGGCCCUACCACGGAAUUGUUAUAAACCAAUUCGAUCGAAUUAUUCCUCAUCUUUCCAAUUACGAUUAUAGGAAUAUAGUUUUAGAAAUUUUAUCAAAAAUGCAUCGUAUAGAAACCACUCGUAUCAAGCAUAAAUAUUACAGAGAAGAAUUUCGAUUUCUGUGGGGUAAUAUGGAAUACUACGUGGCCAGGGCAACCAACGAUUUUGUUGAUUUCUUACAAGAUAGAUUAGCCUUGGCGCAUUGAAUCGAAUUAUCUUAUGUUUUUUUUUCUAUGUUCCUAAAGUAAGCGUCACCUUUUCUAUGUUGCUGUUUGUAAGCUGAUUUCCUGUGCCAUAUUAUUAUGACUGAUUUGCGUUGCCAAAGAGAAAAUAUUACCUUACUUAUUUAUGACAAUAAGUUCAAAUAAUAUAAUUACGCGACUUAUCGUCAAAUUACGAACUAAUAUAAAUUUAUUGAUGUCGAUGUCAUUUCUCUACAACUUGUUUUCGAUCCCUUUUUAUUUCAUAGUUACCGUGUAACGUUUUUAUCUAUAUUUCAUUUAGCUAAUUCUCAUUUUAUAAACAUAAUUACCUAUGCUAUGACCUGUAACGGAUAUCGUAAAGUUCACUUUAUCGAAAAAUAUUACCUAAGUUCUUUUUGUUUUUUGUGAAUGUUGAGGUGAAAUAAUGUAUUACUGCCUUUUUUUUUCAUCGGUCACAAGCCGUUAAUUUUAGAUUGAAAAAUAGAUAACGAUGGAAAAAUAUGUAAAGUUAUGCAGAAUGUGGGCUUGUUCUCAAUAUCAUUAUUUUCAUUUUGAACAAAAUGGUAAAAUUCCAUGGGGUUUUUCCAAUCCAUCGUUAUCUAUUUUCCAAAUUUUUUCUACCCUCGUUUUUGUUGGUUUAUUUCUUGACUACAUAUCAUUAAGAGAUUUUGUUUUUUCAUUUUUGUAAUAAUUUUAUGCUCGAAAAAUUGAAUUUUAUUCAUAUAUAUGUGAUUGAUUUUUGAUUUAAUACGUAUACGUAACGAAGCCUAUUUUUUUUAAGUGAAUAAGUAUUUCAUUUCUCUCCAUUUUUCUUUUUACCAUAAUAUGCUUUUUUCUCGUAUUUUUACUUUUACUACUUGAUAAUUAUCUGUUGCUGUGUAAUGGACGUAGCUUUAAUUUUAUGUAAUGUCUGGUCAACUUAACUAUUGUUGUUCAGUUCUAGACUUUUUGCUGGCUUUUAUCAUUCUGAAAUAUUUUUUUAUGCAUUACAAUGCAUAUUACGAGCAUUAUAAUACCAUAUUAACAAUAUACGUUGAUCAAUGCAACGGAAUAUCUCACCAUAACUAGUAAGAUUAAGCUCUUCAAGUUCCUGUAGUGGUAGUUUUUUUUUUUUUUUGUUAUGGAAUGUCUAUUGUGCUGUGCUGAAGAUGGAAUAAAAUUUCACUUGAACAUUUUUUGUUGUUGUAUCGAAGGAUAAUUGCGUAUUAGUACAUGUACCUAUCUUUUAUCUAAGUACCUCUACCUAAAUGUAUACCUUUUUCUUUGUGCUCGUGUUACUAUGCUUUUGAUGCUGUUUUCCCUUCCGGUCGUAUCUACCCAUGUGAAAAGCUUGAGACUUGGCGUAGCAUUAACACUACCGUUAUUAAAUGUUUGUGUGUUCUAAAAAUAAAAAAAUUUAACCGUAA
Planococcus citri (citrus mealybug) is the source of this 2969-nucleotide messenger RNA. RefSeq lists its product as uncharacterized. The transcript has 2 exons. The record is from RefSeq and is a predicted model, not a curated record. Bases 295 to 1566 code for a protein of 423 amino acids. NCBI's taxonomy places the organism in Eukaryota, Metazoa, Arthropoda, Insecta, Hemiptera, Pseudococcidae.